CAAAUCGUAUCGAUUCUGCUUAUCCAUUGAGACAUUCGUGAGGAUGGCAGACAAAGUAGAAAUACACAAGGCUCGUGAUGUCUUCCACGGGGAGCACAAGCUGGCCGACGAUGAUUAUCCAGUUAUUCAAAACGCCGUCGCCGAGACCGGAGUCGUCAAUCCCUUGACCCUCAUCUCGUCCGAUCAAAUGCUCAGAGAUGUUGAUCAGUUCGUCGACGAGUACGGCCUGUCCGAGCACAGGGACCUCUUCAAGCGGGGCGCUCUCGUCGCGAGGGAUCCCAUGUCGCGCGAAACACUGAUGGCUCUGCCUGACGACGAAAAGGAGGCUCUUGUCUACGAGACCAACCACAAAUGGGCAGGCUCUUGGGGAUUAUGGUACACCGUUUUCAUCUGUGCUACCGGAGCUGCUACCCAAGGUUGGGAUCAAACUGGAUCCAAUGGGGCGAACUUGAGUUUCCCUCAAGAAUUCGGUUUGGCUGACGACUCGGAGCGAAGUUUCUGGAUCGUCGGGUUGAUCAACUCGAUUCCUUAUCUUGCUGCCGGUCUUGUGGGCUGUUGGCUAUCUGAUCCCUUGAACCACUAUUUCGGGCGACGUGGAGAGAUUUUCAUCACCGGUGUCUUCCUUAUCGCGACUCCAAUCGGAUCGGGUUUUGCUCAAAAUUGGUACCAGCUCUUUAUCAUCCGUUUCCUCAUGGGCGUGGCGUUCGGCGCAAAGAACUCUACCGUCCCAAUCUUCUCUGCUGAAAUCGCUCCGGCGCGAGUCCGAGGUGGUUUGGUCAUGGGAUGGCAGCUGUGGGUCUGCUUCGGUAUCUUCUUGGGUUUCGCGGCGAACGUGGUAGUCAAAGAUGUUCCAAAUAUCGCAUGGCGUCUCCAGCUCGGAUCCGCUUUCAUUCCAGCCGUCCCUCUUGUUGCCGGAAUUUGGUUCUGUCCCGAGAGCCCCAAGUGGCUCAUGAAAAAGGGUAGAUACGCCGCGGCCUUCAACUCUUACAUCAGGCUACGAAAGCACCCCCUGCAGGCGGCACGUGACAUGUACUACAGUCACGUUCUCUUUAUCGAAGAAAAGGCUAUGGCUGCCGGCACAACAUAUUGGAGCCGUAACGUCGAUUGCUGGAAGAUUCCACGACUCAGGCGAGCCUCCUUGGCCGCUUGUACCGUCAUGAUUGCACAGCAGAUGUGCGGUAUCAACAUCAUCAGUUUCUACAGUUCCACCGUAUUUGUUGAGGGUGGGGCAUCUCAAGACAAUGCACUGUUCGCUAGUUUAGGAUUCGGAGCCGUCAACUUUGUCUUUGCCAUCCCUGCCGUUUGGUUAAUCGACAGCUUCGGCCGACGAUCGCUAUUGCUAUCGACUUUCCCCUUCAUGACUAUAUUCCUCCUGUGCACUGGAUUGUCCUUCUUGGCUCCGGUCGAAGGAGACGUCAGGCUGGCCUUGACGGCCACGUUCAUCUACCUCUUCACGGCUUUCUACAGUGUCGGAGAAGGUCCCGUCGCUUUUGCCUACUCGGCUGAGGUUUCUGACAACAUCCAUCGUGAAAGUGCCAUGUGUCAAGCCGUCUCGGUCAACAACACCUUUGCCGGUAUCUUGGGUUUGACCUUCCCCAAACUACUAGAUGCAUUCAGUCCCAUUGGUGCCUUCGGUUUCUAUGCCGGUAUCAAUACCCUGGCGUUGGUGUGGAUCUUCCUUUAUGUUCGAGAGACAAGGAAACUUACCCUUGAAGAGUUGGACCAGGUCUUUGCGGUCCCCGUCAAGGACUUUGUCGGGUACCAGACCGGUCACUGGACACCAAGGAUGUUCCGUCGCUACAUUAUGCGGGACCGGGCUAUCACCGUCACUCCGUUCCUGGCUCACAUGCACGAAAAGGGUCUCGCUCCCGUCGCUUGACCUGUUUAAGGCAAAUCUAUAGCCAGACGCUUCCUCUGUAAUAUAAAGGCAGGCUACUUAUCGCAAAUUAAUGAUCUUACAC
Molecule: messenger RNA, 1961 nt
Organism: Filobasidium floriforme
Lineage: Eukaryota; Fungi; Basidiomycota; Tremellomycetes; Filobasidiales; Filobasidiaceae
Exons: 19
Coding region: 44-1879 (611 amino acids)
Biological process (GO): transmembrane transport
Cellular component (GO): membrane
Molecular function (GO): myo-inositol:proton symporter activity
Source: RefSeq, a predicted model, not a curated record